Messenger RNA from Nanorana parkeri, 4020 nucleotides. It is a transcript of the gene VARS1, whose product is annotated as valyl-tRNA synthetase. The record is from RefSeq and is a predicted model, not a curated record. The transcript has 31 exons. Gene Ontology annotation, biological process: valyl-tRNA aminoacylation. Bases 98 to 3862 code for a protein of 1254 amino acids. Gene Ontology annotation, molecular function: ATP binding; valine-tRNA ligase activity; aminoacyl-tRNA deacylase activity. Lineage: Eukaryota; Metazoa; Chordata; Amphibia; Anura; Dicroglossidae. Gene Ontology annotation, cellular component: cytosol.
GGCGGAAGAGGGAAGUGAGCAGGUGAAAGCGAAUACACGUGGGGCGGUGUGUGACGUCAUCGGAGCGGAGGAGAAGUCUUUGCUUCCCCGUGCCACCAUGUCGACUCUCUACCUUCCUCUGUCUUCCGCCUCAGACCCGCGGUGCACCUGGGUGCGCGUCUCCGGACAGUUCUCUCCUCACCCUCGCCCCGAGGUGCAGGAAGUCACCUCGGGGCCACGGGGACUUCCCUUGCCGUGCCUUCUGUCUCCCUCCACCGGAUCUGUAUGGGGGGCUUGGGCUGUCUCCUACAUGCUGGCCCCCGAGUCGCUCUCCGGGGAUGGCGACCAUCGAAGCUUCGCUCUCAUCAAGCAAUGGGUAAACUAUGCCGAAUCCGACGUGCUGCCAGCUGCCUAUGGCAUCGACCAUAAAGCGACUAAAGACCGCGCUCAUGUUGAACUGCAGAGAAUCCUGGAGGUGCUGGACAGUCACUUGAGAGUGCGCACGUACCUAGUGGGGGAGCGGCUGAGCCUUGCCGACAUUGCAGUGACCUGUUGUCUCAUCUAUCCUUUCAACAAGAUCAUCUCUCCUUCCACCAGACGGACUUUCACCAACAUCACCCGCUGGUUCUUGACCUGUGUCCACCAACCACAGUUUAAGGAGAUUGUAGGAGAGGUGACACUAUUCAAUGGAGACCUCAGGAGCUCAGACCUUAGGAGCUCAAACCUCUAUGCCCCAACUGCACCAACCAGCGCUGCUGCUGUUGUCAAUGGUCCUCCAAAAACAGCUGCCCAGUUGAAGAAGGAGUCCAAGAAAAAAGAGAAGUUGGAGAAGUUCCAGCAGAAGCAAGAGAAGAUUAAAGUACAACAGAUAGAUAAGAAACCAAAGAUCGAAAAGAAAGAGAAGAAGGAACUUGGUGUGAUAGUCUAUGAUAUCCCAACUCCUGCUGGACAGAAGAAAGAUGUUUCUGGCACUAUGCCAGAUUCAUACAGUCCUCAGUAUGUGGAGGCAGCCUGGUAUCCAUGGUGGGAGAAGGAAGGGUUCUUUAAACCAGAAUAUGGAAGAACCAGCAUCUCGGAGCCCAAUCCUAAGGGUAUGUUCAUGAUGUGCAUUCCUCCACCAAAUGUAACAGGAUCUCUUCAUCUGGGCCAUGCUUUGACCAAUGCCAUUCAAGACAGCCUGACUCGCUGGCAUCGCAUGCGCGGUGAGCUGACCUUGUGGAAUCCAGGAUGUGACCAUGCUGGAAUUGCCACCCAGGUAGUUGUGGAGAAGAAGCUUUGGAGAGAGCAUGGAAAAACCCGUCAUGAUCUGGGUAGACAAACAUUUAUAGAUGAGGUGUGGAAAUGGAAGACUGAGAAAGGUGACAGAAUCUAUCACCAGCUAAGGAUCCUGGGUAGCUCACUGGAUUGGGAUAGAGCCUGUUUCACCAUGGAGCCGAAACUAUCACAUGCUGUACAGGAAGCCUUCAUUCGCCUUCACGAGGUCGGGGUAAUCUAUCGUAGCAAGAGGCUUGUCAACUGGUCAUGUACGCUGAACUCCGCUAUAUCAGAUAUAGAGGUGGAUAAGAAGGAACUGACUGGUAGUACAGUGCUGCCUGUGCCUGGGUACAAGGAGGGUGUGGAGUUUGGGGUGCUGGUUUCCUUUGCUUACAAAGUACAAAAUACAGGUGAGAGUGAAGAGGUUGUGGUGGCAACAACUCGAGUGGAGACCAUGCUGGGUGACACAGCGGUGGCUGUCCAUCCCCAGGAUCAACGUUAUCAGCAUCUGAAAGGAAAGAGUGUUGUCCAUCCGUUCGCAAACCGCCUUCUACCGAUUGUCUUUGAUGAGUUUGUGGAUAUGAGUUUUGGCACAGGAGCGGUGAAGAUCACUCCAGCCCAUGAUCAGACAGAUUACGAGGUGGGGCUGCGACACUCCUUGGAUUUUAUUAACAUCAUGGAUGAUAACGGUCUGCUGGUCAAUGUACCCCAGCCAUUCUUGGGUAUGAAACGCUUUGAGGCUAGAAAAGCAGUCUUAGAGUCUCUGAAACAAAAAGGACUAUUUAAGGAGAUAAAGGACAAUCCUAUGGUGGUCCCAGUAUGCAGUCGAUCCAAAGAUAUUGUGGAGCCCCUAUUAAAGCCUCAGUGGUAUGUACGCUGCGAUGAGAUGGGGAAGAGGGCAGCAGAUGUUGUGCGGGAUGGACACCUGUCAAUCAAGCCUGAAUUCCACACCAAGACAUGGUUCAGUUGGAUGGACAACAUCAGAGAUUGGUGUAUAUCACGGCAGCUGUGGUGGGGUCACCGAAUUCCAGCCUACUUUGUCACCAUCAAUGACCCUUCAGUACCAGUGGGAGAGGACACAGAUGGCAAGUACUGGAUCAGCGGUCGUUCAGAGGACGAGGCGAGACAAAAGGCAGCUAAACAGUUCAACGUGGCUCCUGAAAAAGUGUCACUUAAACAGGAUGAGGAUGUGCUUGACACGUGGUUUUCCUCUGGUAUCUUCCCGUUCUCCAUCUUUGGCUGGCCCACUGAGUCCGAGGAUCUGAACGUUUUCUACCCUGGUACGCUCCUGGAGACAGGCCAUGAUAUCUUAUUCUUCUGGGUGGCUCGAAUGGUGAUGCUUGGCCUCACACUGACUGGGAAAUUGCCAUUUAAAGAGGUGUACCUGCAUGCAAUAGUGCGUGAUGCUCAUGGGCGUAAAAUGAGCAAGUCCCUUGGAAAUGUCAUUGAUCCCCUUGAUGUGAUCAAAGGAAUAACCCUGGAGGGACUUCACACUCAGCUGGUGGAGAGUAACUUGGAUCCCAAUGAACUGGAGAGAGCCAAGGAAGGACAGAAAUUUGACUACCCCAGCGGGAUCCCUGAAUGUGGCACAGACGCCCUGAGAUUUGCCUUGUGCGCCUACACUAGUCAGGGACGUGACAUUAACCUGGAUGUCAACAGGAUUCUGGGUUACCGUCAUUUCUGCAACAAACUCUGGAAUGCAACAAAGUUUGCCAUGAGGGGUCUGGGAGAUAAAUUCACACCUUCAGACUCUUCACUGCCCACCGGUCAGGAAAGUUCGGUUGAUCUUUGGAUCCUGAGCCGUCUCAGUCUGGCGGUAGAUCUGUGCAACACAGGUUUCCAGAAUUACGACUUCCCGGGAAUUACUACAGCAGUCUACAACUUCUGGCUGUAUGAUCUCUGUGACGUCUACCUGGAGUGUUUGAAGCCCGUGUUCGCUGGCUCAGACGAAAUCGCCAUCGCCGUAGCACAGCAUACGCUUUACACUUGUCUGGACGCCGGUCUCCGCCUCCUCUCCCCCUUCAUGCCUUUCCUUACAGAGGAGCUUUACCAGCGCCUACCCCGAAGAUCCUCCGAGCAGUUCUCCAGCAUUUCCGUGGCUCCUUAUCCCGAGGCCACCGAGUUUCACUGGAGAGACGAAACAACUGAGAGGAAUAUGGACCUUGCAUUGCUCAUAGUGAAAUCCAUCCGGUCUCUGCGCGCAGAUUAUAAUCUCACCAAGACUAAAGCUGACUGUUUCGUGAAGUGUGAGGAUGCUGAUGCUAGGACUGUGGUUGCUGCUUAUACCCCGUACAUCACUGUCCUCUCCUCUACCCGCACUUUGGUGAUCAUGCAGCCUGCGGACCCGGCCCCAGAGGGCAGUGCUGUGAACACCGCAUCCGAUAAAGCCACCGUCUACCUUAUUCUCAAGGGUCUUAUUGAUGUGGAGAAAGAGCUAGCUAAGCUGCAAGUGAAGAAGGCUGAGCUGAGCCGACAGCUAGCGAAAAUGUGGGAACGGGUGACUGGAGCAGAUUACCGAAGCAAAGUUCCCACAGCAGUACAGCAACAAGAUGCCGACAAGAUGAAACAGUUUGAGACUGAGCACCAGAAGGUGGAAGAAGCGCUGAGUAGUUUUCAGAAGAUGGUCUAGUAUUUUAUUUAUUUUCCACUUGCUCAGGAUUGCAACAAGAGCCCAUAUGCUGCUCCCAAAAGUCCCUUUUUUAACAAAAUAAGAAAAACGUCUAGAAAGACCCAAUGUAUGUGAAUGAUGUAUCAUACAACAAUGUAAUAAAAACUAUAGAAUCCUGU